AUGAUGCAGUCAUUUGUUUCGGUCCUUUGUUUCUUUGCCUUGCUUGCGCAAGUCUCGGCAUGGGGCCCGCGCAAAUCGGACCAUGGGCCCCCAGGUCACUAUGGAGGCCGACAUAGGCAUGGUGCUAGCUUCACUCCGGACUUCGUGUUGAGGAUGACCUACGAAAACGUUUCAAUAGGUUGUCAGACACGAGCGUCCGUGCUGGUCAAUGGCACAUUGGUCGGGCCACCGCUCAGGCUCAAGCCCGGGCGAAGGAGUUGGAUCAGAGUUUACAAUGAUAUGGAGCUUUACAAUGCCACCAUUCAUUGGCACGGCUUGAGCAUGCGCAUGGCACCUUUCUCUGAUGGCAGCCUGGUCAGCCAGUGGCCCAUUCCACCUCAUCAUUUCUUCGACUACGAGGUCUACCCCCUGUCAUCCGAAGGCGGCAUGACCACCUUCUAUCACUCUCACGUCGGCUUCCAGGCGAUGACGGCUUCUGGGCCAUUGAUCGUUCUGGACAAGCCUGAGCCCCCCUACGCUUAUGAUGAGGAGAGAAUCGUCUUUCUUACCGACUACUUCAACAAAACGGACGAGGAAAUCGAGAAGGGGUUGGUGGCGACGCCAUUUACCUGGUCUGGCGAAACGAAUGCGGUUCUCCUCAAUGGUGUCGGAGUCUCUGUUGGUGAAACAGCUGGAAGUGGCAGCUGCAAGUUGCCAGUAAUCGACGUCAAGCCUGGGAAAACCUACCGUAUGCGCUUUAUUGGUGCCACAGCCCUGUCUAUGGUACAGAUGGGCAUCGUGGAUCACGACAACUUCACCAUCAUCGGGGCAGACGGCCACUACACCAAGCCUCAUACCGAGAAGUUCAUGCAGUUGACUUCAGGGCAACGAUUUGACGUCAUCUUCAAGACCAAGAGCGAAUCAGAGCUGAACGGCAAAACCGACUACCUCAUUCAACUGGAGACCAAGGACCGUCCGAAGGUGUAUCACGGCUACGGUGUGCUACGCUACUCCAAGGCACACCCCCAAAUCACCACAGCGCCAGCUACACCUCCUUUGGCGCUUUCUAAUAAGACCUAUGAAUGGGCAGAGUAUGCCUUGGAACCGCUGGUGCCCAACAACUUCCCCCAGGCGAGUGAAGUGACACGACGCAUCGAUAUCGACAACCGUCAACUCGCUACUCAAACUACCCUUUGGCAGCUUAACGGGCUGCAGUGGAACGACACUUCGUCACCCUAUCCAGGAGAUCGACCCUACUUGGUCAACAUUUACGAGAACGGACCAUCGGCCAUUCCGAAUUACACAGCAGCCAUUAACAAUUACGGCUGGGAUCCGACUACGUUGACUUGGCCGGCCAAAUUGGGCGAGGUUAUCGAUAUCAUUUGGCACAACACUGGAUCCCUCGUCAACGGUAGUGGUAGCGGUGGCGUCGAUUUCCAUCCCUUCCAUGCCCAUGGCGGAGCUUUCUUCGACCUUGGCAGUGGAAAUGGGACAUACGACCCCUUCGAGAACGAGAAGCGGCUGAAAAAUUACAAUCCGGUCAAGCGAGACACCACAAAUCUCUACCGAUACGGCCCGAAGACAAGGUCUGGCGGUGAAUCUGGAUGGAGAGCCUGGCGUCUGCGCGUGGAAGACGCAGGCGUUUGGAUGAUUCACUGCCACAUUUUGCAACACAUGGUGAUGGGCAUGCAAAGUGUCUGGGUGAUGGGAGAUUACCAAGACAUCACGGGCAUCCCCCCUGUUGAUGCGGCUGGGUAUUUGCAAUACGGGGGAAAUGUGAAUGGCAACGCCACUUUCGCACCAUCAGUUGUGCACUUCUUUGAUGAGGAUACAUAG
Molecule: messenger RNA, 1815 nt
Organism: Colletotrichum orchidophilum
Lineage: Eukaryota; Fungi; Ascomycota; Sordariomycetes; Glomerellales; Glomerellaceae
Product: L-ascorbate oxidase
Exons: 3
Coding region: 1-1815 (604 amino acids)
Molecular function (GO): copper ion binding; oxidoreductase activity
Source: RefSeq, a predicted model, not a curated record